Cryptomeria japonica (Japanese cedar) is the source of this 1440-nucleotide messenger RNA. RefSeq names its product aldo-keto reductase family 4 member C10-like. Gene Ontology annotation, molecular function: aldose reductase (NADPH) activity. Gene Ontology annotation, cellular component: cytosol. The transcript has 5 exons. Bases 123 to 1229 code for a protein of 368 amino acids. Lineage: Eukaryota; Viridiplantae; Streptophyta; Pinopsida; Cupressales; Cupressaceae. The record is from RefSeq and is a predicted model, not a curated record.
UUUUUCCGAAUAAAUCAUUUAGAAUUCCCCUGCUACGGCAUGAAUUUGUGACUUCCUCGUGGCAUUCAGCUCUCGCGCCUUUUCAACUCUACUCAGCUACUCCACACAGAUGGCAAAAUUUUAUGUAUAUUUUUCAGACUGAUUAUCUACCAUUUCAAUCUGUUGUUGAUGAACAUGAUGCAAAUUUAAGGGUGCAGCCUUUUGAAUGCUAUGCAGAAAAUAUGGAAGUUUUCAAAAGAACUGCUCAACUGAAUACAGGAGCCAAAAUUCCAUUGAUUGGGCUGGGGACUGUUGCUCUUGAUCAGAAUGAGGAGAAAAUUAAGGCAGCCGUGAUUACAGCUCUCCAGGUAGGUUAUCGACACUUCGACACAGCAAGCCUAUACAACUCAGAGAGUCCACUGGGAAAAGCUCUGAAUACGGCUUUUCAAAAUGGACUUGUUAAGAGGGAAGAUGUAUUUGUCACCACGAAACUAUGGAAUACCCAACAUGACGACCCCGUAACUGCAAUCAAGAAUAGUUUGGAGAAUUUACAACUGGAUUACGUUGAUCUGUACCUUAUCCACUGGCCCAUCAAACUAAGAAAAGAAGCUCCAUUGUCCGGAGCCCUUGACCGCAACCCUACCAAGUUGACAACAGAGGUGAAUCCAUAUUCUGGGCCUAAAGAAGAAGACUUUUUACCCUUAGAUUUGAAGUCUACUUGGCAGGGUAUGGAGCAGUGCUUGGAGAUGGGGCUUGCUAAAGCCAUUGGGGUUAGUAACUUUUCAUCUAAGAAGAUUGAAGACUUAUUGAGUCAUGCUAAGAUUCCUCCAGCAGUUGUUCAGGUAGAGAUGCAUCCACAAUGGCAGCAAAAGAAGUUGAGAGAUUAUUGCAGCAAGCAUAACAUUCAUGUGAGUGCAUGGUCUCCUUUGGGAGCUCCAAAUACUCCAUGGGGCUCAAAUCUGGUGAUGGGUGACCCCAUCAUUCAUGAAAUUUCUCUUAAGUAUGGAAAGACUAGAGCCCAGGUUAUGUUAAGGUGGGGGGUAGAACAGGGGGUGAGUGUGCUGCCCAAGAGCUAUAACACAGAUAGAAUAUUUUCCAAUUUUCAAAUAUUUGAUUGGUCUUUGACUCCGGAAGAUCAUGAUACGGUCGGCAUGCUCAAGCAGGCUAAGUUAUAUCGUGGGAAUGCUUUUGUUAAUAACACAACCAGCCCCUACAAGACUGUUGAAGAAUUAUGGGAUGGAGAGAUUUAAUCUUUAGAAGUUGAAAGUCACACAGACCAUUUGCUACUUGUAAGAACAGUCCUUUGUUUUAAGCUCUGGUGUGACAUAGAGUGAGGAUCUAAUAUGUUAUGGAGACAACAUUUAUUGAUGGUAACAAAGUUUUACGGAUGAAGGAAAUGUUGUUUUAUAUGCAUAAUAUGAUUUUUGGAUUUUGGUUUCAUCUCAGUAAUAUUGAAUCUCA